Molecule: messenger RNA, 710 nt
Organism: [Candida] anglica
Lineage: Eukaryota; Fungi; Ascomycota; Pichiomycetes; Serinales; Debaryomycetaceae
Source: the annotation of a GenBank genome assembly
AUUAAUAUAUUCUAAACACACACACAAUGGUAUUCGGAUUCGGUAAAGACAAGGACAACAACGAUAACGACAACGACGACAGAAGAGGAAACUCUGACUCUUACGGAUCUUCCGGUCGUGAUAACUCUGACUCGUAUGGUUCUUCCAACACCGACUCUUAUGGUUCCUCUGGUCGUGACAACUCUGACUCUUAUGGAUCUUCCAAGUCUGAUUCUUACGGUUCUUCUAACACUGAUUCUUAUGGAUCUUCCGGUCGUGAUAACUCUGACUCUUACGGUUCAUCCAAGUCAGACUCCUACGGCUCUUCUGGUCGUGACAACUCAGACUCUUAUGGUUCAUCCAAGUCUGAUUCUUACGGUUCUUCUAACACUGAUUCUUAUGGAUCUUCCGGUCGUGAUAACUCUGACUCUUACGGUUCAUCCAAGUCAGACUCCUACGGCUCUUCUGGUCGUGACAACUCAGACUCUUAUGGUUCAUCCAAGUCUGAUUCUUACGGAUCAUCCAAGUCCGAUUCUUACGGCUCUUCCGGCCGUGAUAACUCUGACUCUUACGGCUCAUCCAAGUCAGACUCUUACGGCUCUUCUGGCCGUGAUAACUCCGACUCUUACGGAUCCUCUGGUCGUGGUAAUUCUGACUCCUAUGGAUCUUCUGGUCGUGGUAACUCUGACUCCUACGGAUCCUCCAACCAAGACGAUGACUACUAAACAUUC